This is a messenger RNA of Trichoderma aggressivum f. europaeum, 1002 nucleotides long. RefSeq lists its product as uncharacterized. Lineage: Eukaryota; Fungi; Ascomycota; Sordariomycetes; Hypocreales; Hypocreaceae. The record is from RefSeq and is a predicted model, not a curated record. The coding region runs from base 1 to 1002 and encodes 333 amino acids. The transcript has 2 exons.
AUGAGCGCCACUCAAACAAUCACAGCCUCUCCAGCAUCGGUCCGGGUGUUCAGCCCAUUUAAAUUAGAAGGUCAAUAUGGUGACUUUCGAGAUGAUUUAGUCUCCCAAGGAUAUGCAGUCGUAAAAGGCGCUGUGUCCCCCGAUAGGGCUAGCCACUACCAGCAAAAGGCCUUUGAAUGGCUCAAAUCCUUUGAUAGCUCAUUGGACUUGGAAAACCCUUCGACCUGGAAAACGGCGCAACUCCCAGUUCAAACAGAUAAGAACACCUAUGAAAACUACGGAGUCGUUCACGAGCGCUUCAUGUGGGAGGCGCGUAUGGAGCCUGGAGUCAUAGAUGCGUUUGCAAAGGUGUGGGGAACUGAAGAGCUGCUUGUCUCGUUUGACUCACUUAAUGUCACUCUUCCCAACCUGAAGGCUGCUCGUGCCCCUUGGCCACAUGUCGACCAGGCUCCUCGGAAGCGUGGUAUGCACUGCGUACAAGGAAUCAUUAAUCUGAGCCAUGCUAGGCCCGAGGAUGGUUCACUAGUUGUUAUACCCGGCUCACACGCUUUGGUUGAAGAAUUCUUUGACACUCAGACGGAUUCUGGAACUUGGGAAUGGCGAGACAAUCGCUAUUUCAACGACAAGGACAUGGAAUGGUUCCGUAAGCAUGGCCUCGAGCCGCAGCGGGUUGUUGCCGAGCCAGGAGAUUUGAUCCUCUGGGAUUCGCGUACCAUUCACUGGGGCGGCGAGCCUACAGAGAAGAGCCAAACCAUUCGCACAGUCAUCUAUGCUGCCUAUGCACCGGCGAAGCUGGCCUCCAAGGAAGCGAUUGUGGAAAAGCAAAAAGUCUUUGCGGCCAAUGGGGCUACGACUCACUGGCCACACGACAACAUCAAGCUCCGAGAGCUGAAGGCCCAACUGCCCGAUGGAACAGCAGAUCCUCGUGAUAGAUCUGAACCUCGUGAGAAGCCUCAACACACCGAGCAACUGUUGAGAUUGGCAGGUGUCAAAGCUUACUGA